ACAUAUAUAUAGUAUUAAAUUUAUAUUAUUAAAACUGAAGUAUAUUUUUUAAUUAACCUUUUAUUUAUCUUCAUAAUUACAGUUUAUGCCAUUGAGUUAAUAUUUAUUAAUUUUAUAAUAAAAUCAUCUAUUAUUGAUUAUAAAAAAAAUAACUGAUUAUUUAGCAUGGAAACCAACUCCUAAGUUACUACAUUUGUUUCUAUUUUCUAACCAUCCAGAUUUGGUUAACAUUCACGAUGGGGUAAUUUAAUAUAUUAAAUUUGCAUUCAGAAAAAACAUUCAUUAAUUUAUAUAAGAUAUUCCUAGGAAUAAUUUGUGUAACACUAAAAUUAAUUAUUAAUUACAUUAUAUUUGUAUUUAACUUUCAAAAUUUUGAAUUAUUGAUAACUUAAUAUUUUUUUUGUUAGCAACGUAAAUAGAUUCAUAUAGAUUUUGCAAACCAAACUGAAAACUCCGCAUCCAUAUGGACGACAAAAGACAUUUGCUUCCAUCCACUACGUAGUGCAAAACUGUCCGCCCCUGAAUUAUGCGUCUGUGGUAUAUGAAUGAGCUAUGAGGCUGUUGAAACUUCUCUUCAAGAACUAUAUAUCUUCCAAAUAAUUUGCAAAGGCUGGUAUUUCUUCUGGUUCUGAAACCAUAUUCACCAACUGAGAACAAUCUGUUGCAAAUGUGACAGUAAAUUAUCGUAGGUUCCUCAUGUAUUCCGUUGUCCAAAUGAGAGCAUUUAUCUCUGAAUGAAGUGGCGACGGACUCGCUCUUGUAUUUAUCGCUCCCAUUAAACCAUCAAAACCUUCCAAUGUGCUACCACCCUUGUUCCGAAUAAGUUUCCUGAGUUUUCCAUGAUCUAUCCGUAAAAUACCAUCUACUGGAAUAGAUAGUACUGUUGCUUAUACUGUAAUCGAUUAUAAUUGAUUCCCUAUGUAACUGAAAUAUGUGUCUCAGCCCAUAGCAUUGACUCAGUUUCUGCCAAUUUGAGAGUAUCUCUAGAAUCAAUAUCUAAAAUGCUAAAUACUUUGUUGUUUCUUUUUUUUCAUAUGUACCAUAAGAUCCAUGAAAAAUGAUGAUCUUCUAAUUGCGUAGAAACCCUUCAGAAUAAAUGAUCCAUGUUCGAAAAAAUGACUGAGUAGGAAAUAUAUCCUGAUUCGAUGGAGUUCGUGAGAGCACCCAAACCUGAAUCGCUCGUGGACAUUAAAAAAUACAUGAUUUAUAGAUUUCUGAGAUGCUCUACAUCGUGCACAAAUUCUAUCCCCUUGUAUUUUUCUUGCUCUCAAAAUUUUCUUAACCGCUAUACAUCCUGAUAAGACAAUGAGAAUAUUUAAAUUUCAAACUUUGCAUUGAUUUAAAUAAAAAACUACUAAAACUAUUAAAUAUCUCACAGUGAGAAUUUUUUAUCAGUGAUUUAAAAAUUUUGCUAUAUAAAAGAUACAAAUAAUCAAAAAUAUAAGUAAAAACAUCAUUUAAUAGAUUUUAAUAUUAAAAUAUGUAUCUAUGAUAAUAUAAUUCAAAUUUAAUUAUAUACCAUAUUAAAUAAAAAGGGAUUGUUUGGGGUAAUAAAAUUUAUUUAUAUGCUCGCGCGCACUAAUUUAAUUAUAUAUGUAGUAUGUACUGAAUUUUUAAUUAUUCAAUAUAUAUUUACUAUUUUAUAAUAUGUAAGAGAAUACAUAAUACGUAAACCUAGUUUUUAUAUACAAUGUUUAUUAAGUAAAAGUCGCGGAUCUUAACCUAUAUACCAUAUCAUUUUGAUUGGUUUAGUAUCUAACCAGAAUAUGAGUAACAAAUUACUGACAAUUAAAAACCAUUGAUUUAUCACAAAUGUUAUAUACUACAAAUCUAAAAUAAACACUAUUAUAGAUGCAUUUUGUGCAACCAUAACAUUUUUGUGCCGUGAAAAAAUUUAUAUGCUGGUCAAGCUCUACAAUAAUCUUAUUUUUGUAUUCCAAAUAAAUAUAUCUUGACUUGCAUAUUCUUCUGCAACAGCAGAAUCUGCAUUACCAUAAAUAUGGCAUAUGUCAUUAUCUUUAGCUUGUGAUGAUGAUGAUCCUGAUUGGAUGCAGAGGUGGUUUCAUAUGCUUCAUCACUGAUACUAAUGAAGAAGGAUUAAUCGAGUUUCGAGCUUUCUGUUUGUACAGUUGCAGGUUAAGGUGAUCGUUAUCUGAAUCUCUUCGAACUCUCAAGUUGUAACAGUUAUUUUUCACGUCUUGUGCAAACUCUAAAGCCUUUUUGAGAUCUGCACCAUUCUCUUGUCUUUUGUGGAUUUUUUAAUAUCAAGGGCUUUAAAGUAUAGAAGAAGAAACUUCUAGAUUAUAAAUAUAGACGCAAAAAGUUCUGGAUAUAGCUUUAAAGUUAUUCGAAGUCAUUCGAAAGAACAAUCUGGGCCGUCCGAGGUUAAAACCCCGCAAUAGUUUUCAAUAUUUCUUACCACUACAAAAUUAUAUAAGAUCAAAUAGGCCAACUCACUUAUUUAUACUGAAACUAGAGUAUAUGCUAAAGAUUCGUGAAUAGUCUACAAGCAAAUAGAAAAUUAUACAAAAUUUUAUAGAAUAAAUGUUCUAUACAUGUGAGCUAGAUAAAACACACAUAUCAAUAUAACAUACAACUCUCUGAAGUCUGAAGAGUGCAUGGUGGUGGUCACAUGACAUAUGUCAAUGACUAAAUGAGCCUUUGUAACCUUCGUGGAGACCACACCUUUGUCUUUUCUUCGGCCGGUCUCUUCUCCUUAAAAAGCAUAUGUAGGCCUGUUAUAUUAGAGCAUCAGCAUUGGAGGUUCACUAGGGGGGUUCACACGUUUUUCAAAAAAAAAAAAUUAUAAUAUGUAACAGUGAUGAUCCUGGCUCUCCAAACCUCUUCUGUAUGAACCUGGAUCAUAACUGUUCAGCGGGCCCCACGCCACGUGGCGGCCCGCUAUUGGUCAAUUUUUUUUUUUUUUUUUUAACGAAAAAAAAAAAAAUAAUAAUAAAAUAUUCAAAUUAUGAACCCCAACCAGGGGUUCAUUAAUGCUGGUGCUCUUAUACGCUUUAUCCGUACUUGCAUAUUAACAUUAGCAUUUAUUGUAAGAAUACGAGAUAAACUUGAAUAGAAUGAAUAACAAUAGAUAAUAGAUGAAAAGACUAGAAAAAUCAACACCCUUUUUCAAAAGAAAAAAAAAAGAGAUCAUAGAGAAUAGAGAUGUAAAUAUAAUUUUCUUAAUAUUUAACAGUUGUGACUAUACAAAAUUAUAAGUAGAUAUAACUUUUCAAGGAAGUUAAACAAAUUUGGUUUAUUAAAAUAUAUAUAUAUAUAUAUAUUUACUAUUCAACUUAUUGUUUUCUUAACGCUUCUCCUCAAACUGACCAUAUGAAUUCCAGAGAUUAAGUUUGGAACCAUACAGAUUUAUCUUAUUAAGAACAUAAGUGCGGAAAAUGAUUUGAGACAAAAUCAUACUUAGAAAUAAAAAGAAUAUAAAUUUUAUGGGGUAAGGAUUAAGAUAGAUCUAUGAGUCCAAGUUUCAAAUAAAUAAAUUCACAAACAUUGUUGUUAACUGUUUUGGUAAAAAUAGCUAGUUGAUUCGAGGUCUUUCGGUAGGAUGGUAAAAUCAUUCUUUGCUUAACCAUUUGUCUUACUUUGUGAUAAUCCAUUUUGAUGUAAUUGGUUCUCUUAUAAAACAUUAAGUUGGAUGCAAUGUGAAUUGUGAAUGAUUGUUUGAUUGGCACAGUACCAUUGUGCCGGGUGAUUCAAUUCUCAAAUCUUUGAGAAGAGUUUUGAGCCAAAUAAACUCAUUAGUGAGCUUCUUCAUAUGAUUCAAUCGAUUCGAUUUUUUAAAAAAAAUAUUAUGAUAAUUUCUUUUGUGUUUGAGAAAAAAAUCUUGGGCGACAAUGUUAAUCAUUUGAAUAUGUUGUAUAACCUCAUUGGCUACGCAUGACAUAUAGCAUUUUUCGUUAUUGCUGGAAUUAUUUAAAAUAACAUAAAGAUAUAUUUGAAAACAUCUAUACUAAAAGUGAAUGAGUUAGCAGCAGCUUGUAUACAUAUAUUUUCGAUAACAAUAACAAAUGUGAAAUUUUAACAUACUACUAGAUGUUCUAGGGUUAACAAAUGUCAAACAUCUAUACAUAAAAUAUAUUUGAAAACAUUUAUACUAAAAGUGAAUGAGCUAGGGUUAACUAAUCUAGACUUAAAAUUUAAAUUUGAGAGGUGGGUAGGGUUUUUAGAAUGUGAAAUAUAGGAUUUUAUUAAAUAUAUAAAUAAAUAUUUAAUUUUUUUUUAAAUAGUUUCAAAAAUAAUUUUUGAUUUUCAAAAAAUAAUUUUGAAAAUAAAAACAAAUUUCAAAAAACAAAUUAAAAAAAACUUUAUAAAAAAGUUCAAAAAGUAUAAUAAUUAUUUAUAACGUAUAUAUAUAAAACAAUGAUAUAAAAGUCUUUUGUCACUUAGUGAAGAAAUCAUUUUUGAAAAUAUCUCUUUAGUGGUGGUAAACAUGAAUAACGGUACCAAGAAAGUGAUAAACAUGAAUAUUUCUCAUUAUAAUUAACAUUUUCAUAUUAUUAAAUGAUAUGAUAAUAUUGAUUUAAAAUUUAAUUAAAUAGUAAUAAAUUUUUUAAUGAUAGAUAGGUAUGUUAUAGAUAAAAUUAUGUUAUAAAUUUUUAUAUAAUAUUAUAAGAUGUCAAUCUAUUAUUAAAAACAUACUAAAAAGCUAAAUAAUUAUAACAAGAAGCAAAAAAUUUAAAUAAAUAUUCGUUAUUUUAAUUUAUUAGUUUAAUUAUUGCUAGUUUUUUAUAAUAAAGGAAAUACUAUAUAAAUUUUUUAAUCAAUCUAAUAUGUAUUAUAUCAUUUCAUAAUUUUAAUUUUUUUUGCAAUUUCAUUAAUUUUUCGUAACUUAACUAUCUUUUCCGUGACUAUGCAAUGUCUACAAAUCAUAACCUAACUUGUAAAGUACUUAAGUAAUUACAUUUACAAAUAAAGAAGCUAGUGCUUAGUCAACAAGAAUCCUAAAAUACUAAAGAUUCGUGUAUCGGGCCCCUAAUACGAUUAAUUAUAUUUUGAUUAACUAAUACGUUACGUACGAUCAAACCAUUAUACAUAAAGUUCGUAUUAAAAUAAAUUCCAGUCUUUUCUUCAAAAAAAUAAAAUAAAUUCCAGUCAGUUUUACACAAUGGGAAAUUUGAUCCUAUAACCAAAAAAAAAACUAUAUUUCAUCAUCUAACCAUAUAACCCUCUCUCUCUUCAUUUGACCCUAUAACCAAAAAAAAAACUAUAUUUCAUCAUCUAACCAUAUAACCCUUUCUCUCUUCAUUUCUCUUCCUAUCUCUCUCUACCUUCUUACUACAAAACUAAUAUUUUUUCCAUUAUAGUCAUCUAGCAAAUUAACCCUUACACAAUUCAUGUUGGGGUGGACCUAGUCUUGUUUUCAACUGAUGCUCUACUUCCUGGUUUCUACAGUAAAAGGUUAUAAAACAGAAUCUAAAUUAAUUUUCAGUAUAAAUUGUAAAAGAAUAUUAUGUUUAGUAUAUUUAAAACAUCUACCACUUCCUGACGUUGUUUAUGAAUACAUAGUUUAAAUUAAACGUCCCAAUUUUGGGUGUCAGGAUUAGGGCUGGACAAGAAAGGGCUAGACAAGAAAAUUUAACCGAACUAAAUCGAAAAGAACCAGUUGAAUUCAAACCGACCCAAACCAAACAAAAGCAUAUGUUCCAACCAUUCAGAAAUAUAUUUUAUUAACUCAAAUAGUUUAGUUUAUAGUCCAGUUUUAAACCAAAUCAAAAACCAAAAUGUUUAUUUAAUUAUAUUAAAUAUAUAUGCUAAUAAUAUUAAGAUUUUAAGAUAUUUAACCAUCUAAACUAAACAAGUAGAUAUAAUUUUAUAUAUUUUACUUUCAAAUAAACAGAAAAAUAUAACUAGCAACAAACUAAAAGAACAUAGUCUCAUAUACUAUCAUCAAAACCAAAAACUACCUAUGAUAUAUAUAUAUAUAUAUCGUUUAAAGAUAAUCAUAUAAAAUAUUUGAUUACAUCGCAUUUUUAUUAUGAUGUUUGUCAUUACGUUUAAAUAUAAAAACAUUAAUAAUUUAGUGUCAAUUUGUUUUUGUUUUAUAAAUUAUAUAUUCGUAACCAAACUAAAAUAAACUUAAAACAAUUCAACUAAACAAACAUAAACAAACAAAACCAAACACAAACCAGAACGAACACAAAACAAACUAAUUUUGUUAACUUCAAUAGGUAAAGAUGACAUGAUUUGAACCCGUGAUAUUUUGUACCCAAGAAACGCAAAAGCGUCUACACACGGGCACACUUCUAUCUGAUGCACAGAAGAACAUUGUCUGAUUAUGCUCACCAGACGACGAGUCACUGGCGGCGUCAUCAGCGCGUCACGGCAAUCGUUUUUCUCCAUCUAUAACUGAUUUGUAAGGUAUGAAAUUCUUUACUAACAAUUAGUAUGAUUUAAGAAAAAAAUAAUAGAAACAAAUCGUUUUAAUAACCAUAAACUGAUUUGUAAGGUAUAUAAGAUAAAAGUUUUUUUUUUUGUCAAAACAUUAUUUUCACUUAACUUAUUUUAAAAAAAAAACUUUCAAAUUUUAUAAAAAAACUAAUUUUGUUAACUUCAAUCAAAGUGUUUUAGAUUUAAACAAACCAAACCGAACAUUAAUUUGAACCGAAAUGCCUAUCCUUUGUCCUGGUUUUUUGGAUAUUUGGAAGCUUAGCUUCUGCAAUCCUUUUCAGAUCAUUUUUGAUAAUAGUUUUGUUGUAAGAAUUAGUUUUAAGUUAUGUUUGCAUUUUUAUCCUCUCUUUUUUUACAUCACAUUUUUAUCCUCUUUUAUAUUUGUGAUUUCAGUGUCUUUUAUGUUUUUAACAAAGUUUUAGAUGAUUGGAAAAUAAAAUAUGAACUUCAUAUUUAUCAAAAUAUUUUAUAGAAUAAAAACUUUUCAGCAAAACAAAACUAAACACAGAUAUUCUAAAGGACUAGUAUAUGUUAUACAUGUAUAUUAUUAAUGGUACAGUGUACCGGUAUUUAUAUUGUGAAAAUGAUUGUAUAUUAGCUGGCCUCUUGAUACCGAUUUUUUUUAAUCAAAAUCUAGUCAUGAGAAUUGAGAAGUCAAAUCUCACUCGUGAUCUGAUAUUAUGUAUGAAUAAUUUAAUAUGCAUUAGAAUUGUCAACAAUUUGCAAGAGAAGGUAAUACUAUUGAUUUGUAAAUUUCUUUUUCGUUUACCAAAUUUAUAUAAAUAUAAGUUUGAUAUAAUACAUAAUUGAGAAUAUAUAUAACUAUCUAAAAAUUUCACCUAAAAAAAAGCUAAGAGAGAAAAUAAAAUAUUUUGAAAUUUUUAAUAUUUAUAUUAUAUUUUUGCUGGAAGAUUAUUUUCGGUUGUUUAUAUAUUUUCGUCGUCAAAUUAUACAUUCAAUUAAUAAAAUAGCUCUAUGCAUGUGCGUCAUAUUCACAAUGAAUAUUUUAUUUGAAAUAUAUGAAUAGAACCAAAAAUAUAUAGCUAGUAUGUCUUUUUAAUCAAUUUGAUUUCACUAAUGUAUAAUAAUUAAUACUAUCUGAUCACUCAAACAUAUAUAAACUAAAUAUAUGAUCUGAAUGGUAACCUAUCAGACAAUUGCAAAACAACUGGUUUUAAUUGUAACAAAAAUAUAUAAAUACAUAGAUAUAUAUAAAUAUUUUUGUUUCUAUUAACGGUAGUGUACGGUACGGUCUGUCACCAUUUAGAACCAUAAAAUAUAAACUUCAAAAUAAUUUAUUAAUAUCAAAUGUGCUUAAUUGGCUUUUAAAAGAAAGAGCUUAAUUAUCAAAUGCAAAUUGCGCCGCUAAUUCACGCGGUUCCACGUGAUCAAAGACACUAGAGUGGGUCUGCUUGCUUCGGUUCUAAUGUCAAUCCAAGUUUUGACUUAUGACUAACUACGUAAUAUUUAGUGACUCAAUUUUAAUUUUAUAAAAAUAUGUUACACCAACAAAAAUCAUAAAUAUGAUGACCAAUUGCUACGUACUUGUAUAAAAUACUUGAGAGGUAAUAAUUAAUUAGUAGCUAGUUUCAGAUGAAGUCAUAAAACCACGGACGGUUUUACUCAUCCAAGUAUAUAUAUUGUCGUGUGAUUACACAUCCACUUAUAAUUGGAUUAUUUCGGUGUUACGUUGCUCUAUUUUUUAUAUGUAAAGAAAAAUAGCAAAACAGUCCUGCUAUUGUCUAUUUAUUCGAAUGAUUUUUUCUCGAAAAUAAAAAGAAAAAUAUUAACGAUUUUUUUUUGGACAAAGAAAAAGAAAAAUAUGAACGUGAAAGCAAAGUUUUCUACUUCAACUAAAACGCGCUGAAAAUUCUAAGUAGAGAGAGAAAUACAUAAUGUCAACAGUUUGCGUAAGAAUGGGGACGAUCACAUCCAUUCAUCGGCUAAUAAUAAUAAUGACUCGUGAGCUAAACAUUAGACUAGGGAUCACUAUCCAGCAAAAGUCCUUUAACACCACAGCACACACAGCACAAAUAUAUUUAUUAUAGUUCAAUUUCUGAAAACUACUCUUCUUCUAUCAUCUUUUCAUAUAUAUAUCUUAGCACACAUAUAGCUGGUUUUCUGAAGAGAAUCAUUUUAAUUACAUUAUACAGUCACUAACGUUUUUUUGGAAAUUUACAAGAAAACACGAAUUAAAGGUAUUUUGCUAGAUUCUAAAUUUGAAUAGGUGGCAAAUUCGACCACAUAUAAUAAAUAAACGUUUUACAACUAAAAUCUAGUAAAUUGAAAUUUGUCUGACAUUCUUAUUGUUCUUUACGAAAGAGAUUUCCUACGUGAUUGAAUGUUCACCUAGUUAUACACUUUACUAAUGCCGUGGCAGAAAAUGAUAUAUAUACAUCUUUUAACGCCAUGAAACCCUGGUUAGACGAAUAAAAACAUAAAAGUACAUAUUCCAUUUGUUUAUAAAUAAGUGUCAUUUUAACAUUUUCCACACAAAUUUAGAAAGUGGCAGAAAUAUAUGUAAGUUAUUAUUAAUUAUAUUUCUACCAAUAAUAUUUGAGAUAAAUAAAAUUAUUUAUAAAAUUAAUGCAGUUUUUAAUUAAUUUUCAGUUGAAAAUAAGUAUAAUUUGCAUUGAAAUUACAAAGUGACAUUUUUUAUGUAACAAGAAAAAAAAAUUGAUCAGACAGUGUGGUACGCUUGCGAGAUAAUCUACUCUAUAACAUUAAGUGCGUUCCUUCCGGGAUCGACCGGAUCAGUCGCCCAUAGAAAGAGUAUAAAAUAUUAAAAUGACACUUAUUAUAAAAUAGAAGGAGUAGAAGUUAGUGCACGUUGAAGAAGUUAUAUCGUCGACUAUGCCAAUGAAAGGUUUAAUUGCCGUGAUUAAGCUGCAAAACUUACAAUAAGAUCAUCCGUGACGAUAAAAUGUCAUAGCAAGUUUGACGUUAGAUUUCCCGUAACUAUUUUGAGAAAAAGGACUUACAAUAGUUAUGUUUUCUCUUUUCCCCCUUCAAACUAUUUUCUUCUUCUUCUUCUUUAAUUUUCCUUUUGCGCACUGUUUUUAUAUAUAGUUUCAUAUAAUUCUAAUUCGGACGGAAAGGGAAAGAAAAGAUAAACAAACGGUCAGCAGGGUUUUGCGGGGGAGGUACGAGUGGAAAUAAACAAACGAGUGCUCCAAUAGAGAAAAUGAAUAUUAACAUACACAAUGGACGUUACUCUUAAGAAAAUUACUAAACGUAAAAAAAAUUACUAAAAGUAAUGUCAUAUUAUUUUUCUUUUUCUUGUAUUUUUUUUUCUUUUAAACAUACAUAGUGAGUGAUAUUUAUGUGAUGGGGAUUCACUCAACUGGAAGAUAACUGUAGUGAAACGCCCAAAGCAAAAGAUCUUCAUGGGACUCUCUAUGUCUUAAAAGCCUCUCUCUCCCUCUCUCUCUCUCCCUCUCUCGCUCUCUCUCUCUCCCCACAGAAAACACAGCAAUUUCCACUUCCAGAGAUCAAAAUUGUGUUGUCCAAAAUUGAUGAAGAGAGACUAAUUCCAAGGCAUUUGCAGUCUCUUAAUCCAUUUCUCCUCAUCAUUUAAUUACUCUCAAAAUCUCCAAGCAAAGAAAAGCUUUGACUCUUUCUUGGAUCUCUUUGGGGUGUGUUGUGUGUGUGAUGUGGAUUAUCCCUAGGGAAAUAAAUGGCAGGAUUUUUUUAUCUAGGAGGGAGAGACAACAACAAGCAAGAUCUUCAUCAAGUGGACAAGAGCAGUUAUCUUUAUCUCUACAAGGACGAGAUUUAUAACACCAACAAGGGUUUCGAGAUUUGGCCUCCUCAAUACUUCCAAGAACAACAUCAACAACAUGUCACAGCUCCUGCAAACUUCUACUCCUUUGGAAUGGUCCCAAGCGGAAGCAGCAGCAACAACAACAACAAUAACAGGAGCCGGAGUUUACACUUCAACGUAGUCUCCGAUCAUGAGCCGGGAGGAUUCACGGUAACAAGACAAGGAAGUAUGAAUUGUCAAGAUUGUGGGAAUCAAGCUAAGAAAGAUUGUUCUCAUAUGAGAUGUAGAACAUGUUGUAAAAGCCGAGGCUUUCACUGUCAGACUCACGUUAAGAGCACUUGGGUUCCUGCUGCUAAACGCCGUGAGCGUUUAGCUCAACUCGCCUCCUUGCAGCACCGUUCAGCCUUCAGCCGUGAAACGCAAAAGGCAAAACGCCUACGAGAAGCAAAUGGUGGUGGUGAUAAUGUUGAUAAAGACCAUAGUGGUAGUGCUGGAUCGGCUAUUGCUACCCGUGUGGCGAAUGCUAAUUCUAAUUCAGGGUUUGAGGUGAGUCAAAACUUACCACCGGAAGUUAGCUCACCGGCGGUUUUUCGAUGCGUUCGAGUGAAUUCGAUAGAAGAGGAUGAAGAUGAUCAAGAAUAUGCUUAUCAAACGGCUGUGAACAUUGGAGGACAUAUCUUCAAAGGCAUUCUUUAUGACCAAGGACCAGAACAAGAUCACCAUCACCAACUUAACCUCCUUGCUCCCACAGCUACAACCACCAAUGCUGAAGAGACUGCUGCUAAAACGGCGGUUACUGUUGCCGGAAACAAUAAUACUGGAUUAAUACUCGAUCCUUCGUCGCUUUAUCCGGUUCAGCUUAGCUCCUACAUCUCCGGUACGCCAUUCUUCACACCUCCGAGGUCUUGAGAUUCAGACACAAUUAUUGAAUAUUAUUUCAUCUUUACAAUGUAAUUGUAAUAAGAGACCUUUGUAUUCGCCUUUGUCUUUUGAAAUUUCCAACAAUUUGAUAAAACUCCCUUAAUUAUCUAGGUUGUUACUUAGUGGUGGGUGAUUAACAUGCACAUCUUUCGUGUAUGUAUCUUUAAGAUCAAUGGGAGUUAAGUUACUGUUCUAGUUUCAAAAAAAUUUUAAAAAAAUUAUUGCUUGUUUAUUGCAUUUUCUCAAUUUCCUCUUGUAGUUAUUCGUUAUAUAUUUCUACUUGAGACCAUUUCUACAUCUCUUUUUAGUUCAUUGCCUAGGAUCGAUCUCUAAUUGUGUCAAUUUGAAUGUCUUCUGGUAGAAGUUUUAUAUAUUACUAAUUAUAUCACUGUCUUUUUAUAGGUGUAAGAAAUAUAGUACGAACUUUUUAAUCAAUUAAUAAAAGUAUUUUUGGGUUUGAUAUUGAAUUAGCUUUCUGGUGGUGUUGAGCUCGAAGUUGCUUUUCCCCCGUUUAUCCGUUUGCUUGCCAGAUCUUAACAUGACUUAUAACUAGGUUUCGUGUUCCAUUGAUCAAAGAUUUAAAAAACCUUAUAUAAAGAAACUUUAAACAGUUAUUGUAUUACCCAGUUAAAUUUCAAUUGAAAUAUACUAUAUAUGCUAUAACUAACAUCUCGGAAAAGUUGGAAAAAAAAGAAGGGAAAAACUGGACGGCUUAAAAAUCAGAUGGAUGCAUUAUCUUUAAUCUAGUGAGUCUAAGUUUCGUAACUGAAUAAGCCACUAGAUUCAACACCUAUCUACAAUAUUGGGUUAAUAGAUCAAAUUAUUAGUCCAUACGUAACAUGUGAUUGUUAAUUGGUGUAGAUGAACGUAAACAGACUCAUACAGCGCACUUAUGCCAAACUACCCCCUGCAGAACUAUGAUAAUUAGCUAUUUGAUCAUCACUUGCAUGGAUGUGAGUGUGACUAUCAUUCGUCUGUAGCUCUCCUCAUUUAAUAUUUUUGUCCUUAUAGCUUGUAAGUAGUAUUAUACACAUUUACGGAUGACUGAAUACUUUCAUAUACAUUACGUCCAAAUCGGUUUCGUUAUCCUUGUGAAUUGAUAUUUAAUGUGACAAUAUAUGCGUGAACUGACAAUGUUCUAUUAAUACCAAUAAUGAUUACCUAGUACUGUUACGGAUUGCUUGAUUUAGGACAAGUUAAAAUGACAGAGGAGAAGAUGGAAGUUACUGAAAAAUUGUACAGUAUCUGACUCAUGACAUGUGAUAACUCGUUUAAUUUCAGUCUCUCUCGAUCAAAUUUGUUUGGUUAACUUUAAUAAAUAAAUCAGUUUCCAAUAACAGUAGUUGAUCCAAAAUUACGAGCACCCCCUCUGAUACUUUUCUUAAUCUGUGUCACAUCUUAUUUCGAAUAACUCGUAGGAUUAGCCUAUGGUUUUCCUUUUGGAGUUACCUCUUCUCUAGCCAUAAUUCUCUGUAACUAAUUUUAGUAACUUUUGUGUUUCUUUUUUUUCAUUAUCACGUAUGUGAUAUGUGGUUCUGUACUUCUGUUGGUACGUAUACUUAGAGUUAUCCUCACAUGUCAAAUGCUAGGCAGUUAUUAAUUACCAUAGGUGAAGUUUGAAAGGAUAGUUAGCGAGUAAAAUAUUACUUAAUUAUGUUGAAAAAGGGAAAAUAAUAGGGCAAGAAGCACGAAGAGUCCCAAAGACUCGACACAUCAUAUCAUGUAAUAUUGUGAAGUCUAUGAUCAAAGUGAGAGACUAGUGUCCGGAUAAAGAUGUUGAAACGCGUCCUCAUUCCUCAACUUCUGUUAUGCUUAUACCUAAGUCGAUUAUGAUGAUAGGACAAUCUCUUCUCUUUCAAUGAUUCAACUCCUUUCCAUGAAUUAUAGAAAUCUUCUAAUACGUCUAUAGAUAUCAAAUAGUGACCAUGUGAGAAAACUUCGUUUAUUGAUUAACAAACAAACUGAUGGCCCAUCUGGCCGCCAUUAUAAAAAGGAAUUGCAGAAUUUUCGCAUUUUCACUUCGCUCACGUCUCAACCCCUUAAACACAGUUCAUGAUCAUGAAUAUACGCAACAGCCAUGUUGGGGUUGUUAGGAUAGGCCGAUAGGAAUGAGACUUGUACUUAUCUAAUAAUAUGUAUCUUUCAACAGUUCUCUGUAAAUCUCUGGCUCCCUAAUCUAUAGUACACGGCUAUUGCCUAUUUUACCCAUCAUAUGAUAAACUGCCGUUCUCAAACAAAAUAUCUAAUUUAAAUACAUAAUUUCACACUUAUACCAAAAGUUAUAUGCCUCCAGCUUAUUAGUUAAAUAAAAAAUGACAAUCUUAAUAAAUACAGUGUUAAUGUAACGAUAUAUGUAACCAAAUCAGAGACAAUUCAAUAUUACCUCAAAAGAAUCAUUAGGCCAUCAUCAACGGUAAACUUCUAAAUUUCUUGAUUCAACUUUAAUUUAAAUCGCUGUUCAAUAUUUCAAUAGGAAUAUGACAAUUGCAUUAUGACUUACCUUUAAC
Molecule: messenger RNA, 13596 nt
Organism: Brassica rapa (field mustard)
Lineage: Eukaryota; Viridiplantae; Streptophyta; Magnoliopsida; Brassicales; Brassicaceae
Product: protein SHI RELATED SEQUENCE 5
Biological process (GO): positive regulation of DNA-templated transcription
Cellular component (GO): nucleus
Molecular function (GO): DNA binding; DNA-binding transcription factor activity
Source: RefSeq, a predicted model, not a curated record